Molecule: messenger RNA, 1832 nt
Organism: Antechinus flavipes (yellow-footed antechinus)
Lineage: Eukaryota; Metazoa; Chordata; Mammalia; Dasyuromorphia; Dasyuridae
Exons: 1
Coding region: 1-1266 (421 amino acids)
Biological process (GO): G protein-coupled receptor signaling pathway
Cellular component (GO): membrane
Molecular function (GO): peptide binding; gonadotropin-releasing hormone receptor activity
Source: RefSeq, a predicted model, not a curated record
AUGCCGGGCGGGGACCUGCCGGGGCCCGGCAUCUCCGCCCUCACUUCGGCUGCUCCCCGAGAGUCAAGCACGACAGGAGUCACAGUCAUUCCCACAGAUUCUCCCGCGCCACUGGGACGGGAACGACUCCCAGAGCGAUUCCGGGGGCCCCUGCAGCAGCCGCAGCCUUUAAAUGUACUGCUCCCAGGAAGGGAGGGGCGGGACCGAGGGGGCGGGGGCUGGAUGGGGGCGGGGCCUCGAGAGGCUGGCGCGCUGAACAGCAGCCGCAGUGACCUCCAGCAGUGGAGCGGGCGCUGUACAGCUGCAUUCCCGGGACUGGAUAUCGGAGAGCCUCUGGGUCAGCCCGUCCUGGCCGCGGAGCCGGGAAGCCCCUUGCGGGUCGGACAAGUGGACCCUGAGUUCUGGAAAGCUGGGUGGCGCGAGACACGCGACAACUCCCUGGGGCAAAGAUGGAAAGGGUCCCGGAGGCUGACCACGGAUGCCGUCGGAGACCAUGAUGACCGGCAUCAGCCCCUGGCCUGGAAGGGAUGGGCUGCGCGAGUUGGCGGCUUUCCCCCUACAGCUAUGUCCACGGGCAAUGACACAGGCUGGGGCUCUUCUGUGGGAGAGGAGGCCUGGGCGGGGACGGGGGUCGAGGUGGAGGAGUCUGCGCUUCCCACCUUCUCAACCGCGGCCAAGGUCCGAGUAGGAGUGACCGCUGCCCUGUUCCUGUCAUCGGCUGCAGGGAAUCUGGCGGUGCUGUGGUCCGUGACACGGCCGAGAUCCAGUCGACUCCGCCCCUCUCCGGUCCGCCGACUUUUUGGCCACUUAGCCGCUGCAGACUUACUGGUCACUUUCGUGGUCAUGCCGCUGGACGCUGCGUGGAAUGCCACGGUCCAGUGGCUCGCCGGAGAUGUUGCUUGCCGAAUACUCAUGUUCCUGAAACUGCUGGCCAUGUACGCCGCUGCUUUUCUGCCUGUGGUCAUUGGACUUGACCGCCAGGCUGCUGUGCUCCAUCCUCUUGGACCCCGAGGGGGUGGGCGAAAGCUGCUGGGGACGGCCUGGGGGCUUAGUUUUCUGCUUGCACUGCCCCAGGUGAGUGACCAAAGGAGUCCAGGUAUUAAUCUACCUCGGGAACUCGCGGAAAAGAUCUCUUACCGCCUCUUUGCUCCGCAGCUUUUAUUUACACACAAUUUGCAUAAAAUUGACACGCAGAGUUGCCCCGCCCACCUCUUGAAAGUCUAUCAGCUCAAGUCGGUUUAUCAUUUUUCUCUCACCUUCGCGUGAGUUCAGGAAACCCGUUUUUUCUCCUCUCACUUUCCCUCUAGCUCCGCCGGUAACGAGGAGCGGCUAUAGCAGCUAGAAAUAAGAAAGUGAAGUGAAGGAAGGAAGCUAAUUGAAAUCUUGAUACGCAAAUUUAUGGUGCAUAGCUGAACCUGAAUGCUUCAGACCCUUCUGAAGAUAUCUUAAAUCAACUUGGGAGCUUUAAAAUUUUAGGGGGAGGGGGAAAACUAAACAAAGCAAAAAGACCCUUUAGCUAAAAUAAAUAAAAUUAGUUAACCAGCUUCUACUUGCGGACAGACCAGAAAAAAGUUAGGAUUCUUCAUUUUGGAAGUAGUCUGAAGGAAAAAAAAACCUCAUUUACAAUUACUGCACUUUAAGAUUAAGAGAAUACUUUAUAUACUUAUUUGAAUCUCACAACAGCACUGAGUUAGGUGGUGAAUUUGAUGUUUAUUAAUAAAUGCAUGCUAAAUGAAUCUUCCCAUUUUACAAGAAGGGAAAGUAACGCUCACAAGUAUUAAGUUGAUUUCCUCUAGUUCACACAGCCAAUAAAUGAAAAGCCUGAACAAACA